Messenger RNA from Staurois parvus, 378 nucleotides. The record is from the annotation of a GenBank genome assembly. NCBI's taxonomy places the organism in Eukaryota, Metazoa, Chordata, Amphibia, Anura, Ranidae.
CUCUGGUCAUCUCCUGUACUGUGUCCGCAGUCUCUGGUCAUCUCCUGUACUGUGUCUGCAGUCUCUGGUCAUCUCCUGUACUGUGUCCGCAGUCUCUGGUCAUCUCCUGUAUUAUGUCCGCAGUCUCUGGUCAUCCCCUGUACUGUGUCCGCAGUCUCUGGUCAUCUCCUGUACUGUGUCCGCAGUCUCUGGUCAUCUCCUGUACUGUCCGCAGUCUCUUGGUCAUCUCCUGUACUAUGUCCGCAGUCUCUGGUCAUCUCCUGUACUGUCCGCAGUCUCUGGUCAUCUCCUGUACUAUGCCCGCAGUCUCUGGUCAUCUCCUGUACUGUGUCUGCAGUCCAUUGGUUCAGAAUAUUUUUUUUCUUGUUUUUCUCCUCU